ACCCUUUGUUCCACAAUACACUUGAGUGAAAAAGAGGCACCGUGAUUGAGUUAGACGUCUCUCGCACAAAACGUUAAAUGGAGAUCCCAUAUUCGAGAAGACCCACACCUCUAACCCGUUAAACGUAUGUAUAGGAGGUAGCAUUACAGCUAUAUAUAUACUCUUAGUAGUGUUGAACGAACUACAGGAAAGUGAAGGAGGGAUGAUUCAGGCGUGAGCCACUACGCUGGCACUAGGGUCACCUGAGCCCGGGGCCACCAUUCGUCGAGGCUUUUUCGCAAUUCUCACCUGGGUAAUUACUAUUACUCAACAGUCGUUGAGAGAGUAGUCUGGUGACAACAAGAAUGACCGUCCAUCUGGAGUAGUCGGGGAGAGAUCGGCAAGAGUUUGCAUCAUCAUACAGAUCAAGUAAACCUUCCGGAAGAGAUGAUGCUAUCCAGGAUGUGGAGCGGCAAAGGCAAGAUCGGGGCCAUGUUCAACGUGGUUCUAGUUUUCUCCAUAGUCGUCGUGUACCACCAGGUCUACCUCAUGUACCAACAGCGAGGAAGCCGUGCGGACAGGAUGAGGAUUAUAAGGAGCAUGUCCAAGGAUCUAAGAAACAACACCAUCGCUACAGAAGAAAAGCUGAGAGGUCCAGGAAAUGUGGAAAGACCUAACUCAAACAAAGACCUUAGUCGUGUCAAUUUCAACUCAGCAGGGGCAAAAAGCAAAGAAGUGAAGACGAAAGUUUGGCCUCAAAAAGGUUCGGACGAGGCCAAGGCUGCCGCUGCAUCGCUACCUCGGAAAGCUUCCUCCCAGGACAAAGAAAACUGGCAGAAACAUAGUCAGCCCGGUGUGGACGCGAAGGGUAAAGAAACGAAAAGUAAGGAGGCAAAAGUAGUACCGCCUUCCAAACCCAAUCCAGGGGUUCCUGCAAAACCCAACCCAGGGGCUCCUGUCAAACCCAACCCAGGGGCUGCUAAACCCAACCCAGGGGCUGCUAAACCCAACCCAGGGGCUGUCAAACCUAACCCAGGGGCUGUAAAACCCAACCCAGGGGCUGUAAAACCCAACCCAGGGGCUCCAGUCAAACCCAACCCAGGGGCUGCUAAACCCAACCCAGGGGCUGUCAAACCCAACCCAGGGGCUGUCAAACCCAACCCAGGGGCUCCCCUAGCUGCCAAUCCCCACCCAUUGGCGCCGGUUAACCCCCACCCUUACUACUUCGUCAUCCACCAUCCCUACAAGUGCGAAGAAAGAGUCUUCCUUCUCAUCAUCGUGACGUCCUCGCCACAGAACGCGAAGCAGAGACAGAGCAUCCGUCAGACCUGGGGCAACGAGACCAACGUGCCGGGAGUCACCAUCAGAACGCUAUUCGCGAUCGGGAAGACCAACAACUUGGCCACGCAACAAGCUCUACAACAGGAGGACCACACAUAUCACGACAUCAUUCAGGAAAACUUCAUCGACUCUUACCACAACCUGACUCACAAGACGAUCAUGUGUCUGAAAUAUGCCUUCAAGUUUUGCCCCAACGCGAAGUUUCUCUUAAAGACGGACGACGACACGUUCGUGAACGUCUUUAACCUGGUGACGUAUCUUAAGGAGCUGAUGAAGACCAAGACGGAGAGAAUCGUGGUCGGAGAGGUUUGGCGAGAAGGAAAACCUAUCCAGGAGCAAAGAAGAAAAUGGCCAGUUCCUACAUCAGAGUAUCCUCGAGAAUCGUACCCGAAGUACCCGAACGGUUUCGCCUACGUCAUCUCCAAUGACAUCACACGGCGGGUCUACCUGGCUUCAGAAAACAUCAAAAACUUUUUCCUAGAAGACGUGUAUAUCGGGCUGUGCUUAGAAAAGCUGGGAAUUGAUCUGAUCGAUAACGAACAUUUCUACAAUUACUUUGUCGAUAUCGAUCCCUGUCGGCAUCCAAAACUUAUAGCCAGUCACUGGGUGAAAGAGCCGACAAAAAUGGUCAAAUUGUGGAACGCAGCGAGGAGGAGAUGCGGUAGCAGUUAGUUAGAUGUAAUUAGUUGUCUUAAUUAUUUUGUCGCUACAAUGGUAAGGGCAUUAAAACCAGUAAAAUAUAGAUGAUGUGUAAAACAAAGUUUAGACUGUGGGGCCAUCCAAUAAAAAAAAUCCAAUGUUCCACCAUGUCCUUGAUUCGAUUGAGCCAUCACAGUCUUUGUCAAAGAUCAUUAUCAUUGAUGGUUAUGAAGUAUGGAUAACUUUUAGUUCAAUUCUAUCUGUAGAUAAUUUUAUCGGGUUAAUAAGUAAAUGCAUAAUAGUUUUUUUAGGUACCCUAUUUUUCUUCUCAAUGGAUGUUCGACAAUCUAUCUACUGUGCUUGUCAGGGUAAAAUUGGAGAACGCAUCUUUGUCUGUAUGAUCACAUCACAAGUUUACAUUGAACUGAAGAAGACAGUAGACAAGUUGUAGAAACGUCUGUAGAGAGUAAGAAUAGGGCUGUAUAUCUAAGAAGUUUGAUUUCAGUUUAAUUGAUCUUGUUAUGUUUAAUCGUUCAUGUGCGUAUAUGAAGGGGAAGGAAGCAUUGAAUGGCAGUCUAUAUACCUCAUAUGAUAGACAUGUAAGUCUUUGGUAGCUUAUAAUAUGUAGCUAACGACAAAAUUGAAAAUGGAGCAGAAAAAGUGAAACUUUGUAGAAAAGUGAAAAUUUGCCAUCCCUGCAUCCAAUACCUUCUCUAUUUCUUACAAGUGUUCUCCGGGCACUUUGUUUGACCCCUUCAAACGUUUACAGACAGGUAAGCAAAAGAAAAGUUGUAUGUACAGUACUAGAAUCGCACAGUAGUCGACCUACUAGUAUUUCAAACAAAACAAGGGUCCACGACAUUUAAUCUGUGUAAUAUUUAGUAGAAAUAUCUUUUGGAUCACUUUGGAAUUUCGUGGUCAUAUAUGGUGAAAUUUUCAGUUUCAAAUUUAUAUAUAUAUAUAGAAGUAUGUGUGUGUCAAGACGUAAUAAGAAUAUAAUAGUGAAGAAAGUCCCCCCUUAGUCCAUUUAUAGUGUCAAAUUGGCCUCCAUUCCCUAGACGGUGACCACAGUGUGACAUCCCUGCGACCUCGCUUGGAUGUGUGUAACCUUUGAUUUCAUAAUUGAAUACCAUGCAACUUGUUAAAGUAUGACUAAAAGACAAGAUAAUGUACAAAGUACAAAAAUAUUACUUUCUAAUUGUUAAAAAUUCGUUGAUCGCUCUUUCAUGUUAAUUGCACAGGACUAUCGCAUUGAGGUCGCCCCACUAGUGGACUGGAGGUAUCAUCACAGUAAACAGGGUAGACUAUGAAGUUAAUUACUUAGUAUUCGACUUGAAUAUCAACUGUGGAAAGUAACUAUAAGCAGGGUAGAAGAUAAAGAUAUGUCUUCUCUAGUAAAGUAUAAAAGACUUGAAA
Molecule: messenger RNA, 3375 nt
Organism: Branchiostoma floridae (Florida lancelet)
Lineage: Eukaryota; Metazoa; Chordata; Leptocardii; Amphioxiformes; Branchiostomatidae
Product: N-acetyllactosaminide beta-1,3-N-acetylglucosaminyltransferase 4-like
Exons: 3
Coding region: 427-1992 (521 amino acids)
Cellular component (GO): membrane
Molecular function (GO): hexosyltransferase activity
Source: RefSeq, a predicted model, not a curated record